AUGCGAACUCUGUCUUGUCUGUUAUUUUUACUGGCAAUCCUGCUCGCAAGAAAUUCCCUGGCAGAAGAUCCCAAGUCCCAGGAUCAACACCAUCACAUUCCGGACGAGGGAAAAUCUACAGAUGAUGCUGCCGAGCGGAUACGUCGUCAGAUAGGCGGCUUCUUUGCAGGUGGAUUAGGAGUUUAUGGAGGCAGACCAUUUGCGCCUUUCGGAUAUCCCAAUUAUGGUGGUCCUUAUGGUGGAGGACCAUACCUGGGCCAUCCCUAUGGACCAUAUUACCAGGAACGAAGAGUCUUUGGAGGUGGCUUCGGUGGAGGCUUCGGUGGAGGCAUCUAUGGCCGCUGA
Drosophila kikkawai is the source of this 345-nucleotide messenger RNA. RefSeq names its product glycine and tyrosine-rich protein-like. NCBI's taxonomy places the organism in Eukaryota, Metazoa, Arthropoda, Insecta, Diptera, Drosophilidae. The record is from RefSeq and is a predicted model, not a curated record.